UUACCAUUACUCUCUCUUUCUCUCUCUUUUCCUUUCUUCCUUUUCCCCAGGUUUUUAUUGGAAAAGAAAAACAAGGUCUCGUCCCUUUCCAGGUGCCGUAACAGCUCCACUUUCUUCCCCUUCUUCACCAUCAUUCCUUUUCAUCAACUCCACUUACCCUUCUCUCUCACCGCAUCACUCCAUCAACAACACACAAAAACAACCUCAAACAACACAAAAAAGAAACAACUUCCCCUUUCCGCUUCUUCACACUCCCACCUGAUUUCACUACCUAUAUUCUCAUUUUCAAUAAACUGUUGCAUGAUUUGCACUGCGUGCUAGAUCUCACACCAUGUCCUCUACUUUUUAAACUUUGCUUCUGUGCAAAUUCUCUGCUUAUAUAUAUAUAUAUAUAGUUGCUGACUGAGAAGAGUGGUUUUCAGUGGAGAGUAGCUAGGGAUAUAUAUCGAUGGAAAACUUUUACAAGCUCAACUCUCUCCUAUCUUGUACCGAGGAUGUUGUUAGAGGAGUCAACGUCAACGUUUCCUCCGCCGCCGCAUCUGAAUUGAAUCUAGGACUUGUGGCCAAUAACUUCCUUCAGCUAGAAGAGCCAGAAAGUUCCGAUAUGUCGGAACGAUUCAUCAAGACCCAGAUCGCCACUCACCCUCUUUAUCCAAAUCUAGUAUCUGCUUACAUAGAAUGCCGAAAGGUUGGAGCACCGCCGGAACUCGCUUCACUUCUUGAAGAAAUAGCCCGUGAAAGCCACCCAACGCAUGCUCUUCGUGAGAUAGGAGACGAUCCCGAGCUUGACGAGUUCAUGGAAUCGUACUGCGAAAUUCUUCAUAGAUACAAGCAGGAGUUGUCCAAGCCAUUCAACGAAGCGACCUUGUUUUUGUGUAGUAUCGAAUCACAACUCAGCAAUCUUUGUAAGGGAACACUUACAUUGCCACUGGAUAACAACCGCUCAGAUGAGGCGGCUGGGACGUCAGAAGAUGAAUUGAGUUGGGAGAAGAUGGAAACAGUGGAAGGUGUGGAGGAAUCUUCUGGGUCUCGUCCCGGUGAUCAAGAGCUUAAAGAAAUACUCCUUCGUAAGUAUGGUGGUUAUCUUAGCAGCUUAAGAAAGGAAUUUUUGAAGAAAAGGAAAAAGGGUAAACUUCCGAAGGAGGCAAGGAGGAUACUCUUGGACUGGUGGAGCACUCACUAUAGGUGGCCUUAUCCUACGGAGGAGGAGAAAGUGCAACUAUCAGAAAUGACAGGACUUGAUCAAAAGCAGAUAAACAAUUGGUUCAUCAACCAAAGGAAACGGCAUUGGAAACCAUCUGAAGACAUGCGAUUUGCGAUUAUGGAUGGUGUAAGUGGCAGCGCCAUAGGUAGAGGACAUAUGUAGUUUAUUUCUGCACUGGAAAUGAACCACCAAGUUGAUUUUUGCUACUUCUACCUCGUACUCCAGUGAUGAUGUGUGCAUACGCUGUUGAUUUUUGUUACUUCUACCUCGUACUCAUACCUUGUAUUCCUCUAGAAAUGUUAAAUUUUUUGAACCUGCUUUUGAAUGCUGCAAAGUGUGUAUAUGUGCAAGAGUGUAACAACAGUAGCUAAUAUAUAUAGCCGACAAUAACGAUAAUCGAUCAAACGUUACUGAAUCAUUAUUUUAUUACAAUAUAUAUGUUAUACAUUUAUGUCUUGCA
Messenger RNA from Vigna umbellata (rice bean), 1664 nucleotides. RefSeq names its product homeobox protein knotted-1-like 1. Gene Ontology annotation, biological process: regulation of DNA-templated transcription. The record is from RefSeq and is a predicted model, not a curated record. Gene Ontology annotation, molecular function: DNA-binding transcription factor activity, RNA polymerase II-specific; DNA binding. Lineage: Eukaryota; Viridiplantae; Streptophyta; Magnoliopsida; Fabales; Fabaceae. Gene Ontology annotation, cellular component: nucleus.